GGCCACAAUCAGUAGAACUGUAGUCGCUCGGCCAUUUGCCUUACCGUGAUCAGUGAGCUUAGCACCUUUGGCCACGAAACAGCGGGAGCUUACCGUACGGAAGUUCUCAACGCUGGAGCUUUCUAGAAGGAAUCAGACGUUUAAUUGAUAAUGGACAACAGCACUAAGAGUGAAGACCCGCCAACCACGGAAGACUCAGCGCCUGUAAACGUGUCGACGCCGCAAGUUGCGAGUGUAGUUGCAGAACCUGCAGUUGGUUCCGACGCUGCGGCCGUUGAAGCUACCAAAGCCGGUUCUGAUGCUGGGAAUAUAGCUGAUGCUGAAGCGGCGACAGGGUCAGACGCUAAGGCCGUUUCUGAAGCUAAGACCGACGUCGAAAAUAAACCCGCGUUUGAACCGAAGGCAGACGCUGAGGCUAAGGCUGACGCUGCAGAUAAGGUUGACGUUGAAGCUGUAGCGGGUCCUGACUCUAAGGCUGGCACGGAUAAGGCUAAUAUCGAAGCUGAAGCUAAGGUGGAUGUUGGUAACAGUGGCGUCGCUACUAUGACUGACGUUGCGACGACCGACGUUGCAGUGAAGCCCUAUGGCGAUGAUAAGGCCGGCACGACGGACAGCGAACCUAAGGCUGACGUCGACGCUACAAUUAUUGACGAUCCAUGGGCUGUCGACGUUGAGCCAGCCGCUACAGCCGUUGAACCAGCCACCAUGGAAAUCGAUGGUGGUGCAUCGGUAGCCGGAGACGGUGCUUCGAUACAAGGAAAGGGGGAUGCGGCACCUGCUGCUGCGGCAGUGUACCUGGGCCGUCUCGUUAGAAAAGACUUCGGUGGUGUGCCGUACCUUGGGCGCGUGUUCCACUACGACCGCGAGGAGAAGUGGUACAAGGUUCGAUAUGAAGAUGGGGAUGCUGAGGACCUGGAAGUUCCAGAGGUGAAGCAGUUGCUACUAUCGGAGGAAGAGGAGAAGGCUGCUAACGCGGACAUCGACACCUGGCCUGAAGCCAACAAAGCCGUGCUGUUUGGUGAAAGAACAGAGGCUGCGUCGGAGGAGUCAACACCAAGCAGGCGAGGCAGGGGCAGACCACGAAAAAAUCGGGAUAGCACUGACGCUGCUGCCCCUGCUGCUGCUGCUGCCCCUGCUGCUGCUGCUGCCCCCACUGCUGCCCCCACUGCUGCUGCUUCUUUCCCUUCACCUGUUGCAGCCGCUGCUCCUGCUCAUACUGCAGCAGCUGCUGCUCCUGCUGCUGCUGCUGCUGCUGCUGCUGCUGCUGCUGAUCCCGCGUCUGUUGCGGCCACUUCCCCCGCAUCUGCAGCUGCUCCCGCUCCCCCUCCCGCAACUGCAGCUGCUGCCGCAACUCCUGCUCCCGCGCCUCCUGCUAAUCUAGCUACUCCUUCUCCCCCUGCCCCUCCUCCUGCUGCUGCUGCCGCUGCUGCUGCUGCUGCUACUCCUGAGAAAUCCCAAAGUGCAAUCACGGCACUGGGAAAGCGCGUAAGAUGGGCAGGGGAAGAAGCUAUUCACUCAGAUUCUUUAGCCAGUGGUGGAGAACAGGAGGGGGAGCCUUACAGCAAGAGGGGGAGGGGGGCCGGAGUAGGUGCUGCUGGGGUUUAUGAUGGUUCUGGCACCAGGGCUUAUCAUAUGUCAGACUUUGCCGGAGCAGACGAUGGGAAUUACCAGGGGGUAGACGCGGGGUUGUAUCAGGGUGCUUCUGCAGCAGCGGUAGGAGGAGCAGGAGGAGGGCAGCAUUACAGUCCGGAAGGGGGGGUGGUGUAUUGGGAUGAGCAGAUGGGAGUAGGGAGUGGGGGGAGGAGAGGGCGAGGGAGAGGAAGGGGGAGGGGGAGAGGACGGGGGAGGGGGAGAGGGAGAGGAAGAGGGAGGGGGAGAGGGCGGGGAAGGGGGCGAGGCAGAGGGAGGAGUGCUUAUAGUGAAGCAGCUUGGGCGUAUCCCGAGGGCUAUUACCCCAACGGAAAUUACCCCAGUUACCCAGGAGAUGGUGCUGAUUGGUCCAGUGCGGGCGAUUGGGGGGGGUUUAACGGUAUGGGAGGGCCUGGGGGGAAAGUGGUGGGGAAGAGGGUGCUAAAGGACUUUGAAGGGGUGCUGACUGAAGGAAAGAUCACGGCGUUCGAUGAAGAGACGAAGAAAUACACGGUGGAGUAUGAGGGUACUGAACACUCGAUGCUGGAGGUGCUCAUAUGGAAGGGAGUGGAGAGCAUUCUGGUGGUGGGGGAGGACAACUACAUACCCGAGGAGGAGGAGGCGGAGGAGGAAGAGGUACCAGAGGUCGAGGAGGUGCCGCUGGUGGCGACUCACCAGCCAGAGGGGGUGGAGGAGGUGGGGGGAAAGGAAACUGAGGAGGUGGUAAUUGCAGCACCGCCAGUGCCAGAAGGGUUAGAAGCGCACAAAGUGAAAGAGGUGGGGCUGGUGUCGGCUCAAGGGGCAGAGGGACUAGUGGGGGCAGUGGGGAAAGAGAUGCACACCAAGGGCGCAGAGGCGACUGUGAUGCAAGUGGAUGGUGCAGAAGAGAGAGUGACACAACGGGGGGGUGGGGAUGUGGUGGUAGGGGAAGAGGUAACAGUUUCACAUAUGGACGUAACAACUUCCCAGGUGGGACUGACGGAAUCUCAGUUGGAAGUAACCGCGUCUCAAAUGGAUGUAACAGCGUCACAGAUCGACGCAGCUUUUGCGUCGACACAAGUGUCGUUUCAGUUUGAAGUAACAGAGUCUCAGAUCGAGGUGACUCCGACCCAGGUUGAGGUCACUGCGUCGCAGAUCGAGGUGGCGAAUGCAGUGAUGGAGGAGAUGGUCAUGGAGGACGCUGUGAUAAUGGUUCUGGAAGAUGCUGUGGUUGUGGCGACUGGGGCAGAGGCAGGCGAGGCAGGUGGGGCAUGGGGGGCAGGUGAGGGAGGCGAGGGAGGGGGGGGGGGGGGGGGGGGGGGGGGGGGGGGGGGGGGGGGGGGGGGGGGGGGGGGGGGGGGGGGGGGGAGGGGGAGGGGGAGGGGGGGGCAGAGGGGGGCAGAAGCAGCUGGUGGCCCUGUCCCUCCAGUAGAGGAAGCAGCAGCAGCAGCAGCAGCAGCAGCAGCAGCAGCAGCGGUCGCAGAGGCAGAGGCAGGGGCUGAAGCAGCGGGUGACCCGGUGCCUGCAGCAGAGGAAGCAGCAGCAGCGGUUGCAGUAGCAGCAGAACAGGCCGAGGCUGCAGCUGUAGCGGGGGAAGAGGCUGGAGUUACCAAUGCUGAGGUUGAGGUUGAGACAGUUCCUGUAGAGGAGGGAGUGGUUGCAACUGUGACUGAUGCUGAGGCAGAGACUGCAGCUGUAGCCGAGGCAGCCAUUGCAGCAGAGGCUGUAGCAGCGGCUGUAGCAGAGGGAGAGACUGCAAGUGCAACAGACACCGAGGUUGAGACUGCGGCUGUAGCAGAGGCAGACAUUUCAGCUGGGGAUGCACCUGUAGCUUUUUCGGAGGCAGCUGUAGCUGGCGUUUACGCUACAGACGUGGCCACGGCAGAAGUGACAGGGGCAACAGAGGCAGCAACAGCAGCAGCAGUGGAUAGUGCUGGAAUGGAAGAGGCUGAAGCAGGGACUGCUUCAGUAGCCAUAGAGCAGGGAUAAGUGCAGCUUUUUUGUCUGAGCAAGGAGGAUAAUAUGAUGAUGCAGGUCGUGCGGAGUCGGAAUUCUAUUGAGGCACGGGGUUGCUUGCAUGUUCUGCAAGUUUGAAUGACUUUUUUUUGUUUGUCAAUCUAAUUGACAGCUAUUGGAUAGGG
Messenger RNA from Closterium sp. NIES-67, 3749 nucleotides. Lineage: Eukaryota; Viridiplantae; Streptophyta; Zygnematophyceae; Desmidiales; Closteriaceae. The record is from the annotation of a GenBank genome assembly.